Messenger RNA from Spirometra erinaceieuropaei, 1706 nucleotides. The record is from the annotation of a GenBank genome assembly. NCBI's taxonomy places the organism in Eukaryota, Metazoa, Platyhelminthes, Cestoda, Diphyllobothriidea, Diphyllobothriidae.
AUGGGCGAGCCAUCAAUACGAGAGAAUGAAAGUGUGGAACAGUCUUUCUUCCCCCUCCUACGGACAGUCAGUUACGGGGCCGCAGUAUUUGGUAAGUGGUAAACUUUCACUGAAACGUUGUUUAUUUUAUAUAUGGACGUCUUAAUAACAAACGCGUGUAUUCGACCAGCAUUAGCGGAUUCAUUUUAAUACAGAAGUCUUGAGUAGCUGUCUUAUGAAGUAAAAAUUUCGUAUGCAAUUUUAUCAAGAACUGCCUGAGCAUGAGACGUAGUUUGUCAAAGCCUGAACUGAACGCUUGACCUGGUAGAGCUUAUAAUCUCCGCUGAAAUAUACCGUUUCUUAUCUGUGGUACCUCUGUUGUCGACCGAAAGAUCAAAUUUCUUUAUAAUUACAAUGUUUUUGGCAAAUAUAGGUUGCCAUUGUUUGUAAAAUACUCCCGUGACUAAGACUUCUACCCACUCGUUGCCUGCUUGCCACUUCUAUGCAUAUAUGGCAGAUUACUAGUCCUUCUCCACCUCAGAGGAGAAAACGACUCUUUGGCAAAAGGGACACUGAGUACGACUCAAAUGUUUGGGUAAAUGAACUAGUAUUUUGUGUAUGUUUUCUAUAAAAUAUGUUUGAGUUUAUAAAAGCAUUGAAAAUCAAUGAGAAAAAACUCAUACUGCUUAGGUAGUCCUUUUUUAAUCAGUAGGGUUUUCGCAGACGGCCGGAAAGAAGCUCGUUAAAAAGCCCGCGCCCUGACGUGACUGAAAUAUCUUGGGAUUAUGCUCAACGGUAAUUGAUGUACGCCCCUACUUAAGUUACCUUUUCUGAUCAAAAACACAUUUCAGAACCUUGGUUAGCAUUUACUGAGAUAUCACAACCGCGGUCAGGGCAUUUCCACAGAAGACUCCAACACACAUAAGACUGCCUAGUCCAACGCCCCCAAUUUUUCAAACUUGUGGCAUUUAUUUGAUGACCGAAACUCUAGAUAGGCAGAACCUUCACUGACAGGAAUUCGUUCUCUGACUGGUUGGAACCCUUCACAUUUAAGAUAUUUCGAGGCAGUCGCUGCGGGUAUCUAUUUUGGCCGUGAUGGGAGAGAGUUGUGUCCUUUGCCUUGAUUUUCUAUAAUUGUGAAGGCUCACUUCACAGAUCAGAUACUCAUUUUGUUCAUAUGUAACCUACCAGCCUUUGAUCCCCGACGGAGUCUGACCUCAACCCCGAAGUUGAAAACAAAUGCUUCGGUUGGACAAUCUGCGCCUACUUCAGACGUACUGGCCACUCCGGCACAUUCAGCAGACAGUGGCUACAUCAGUCACUCACGCUCAGCCUCAAAGAUCUUUCCACUGUCGCCUAACGCUGCGGCCUUCUCAAUUGCAAAUCUCCUGGGAAGCGAAAAGUCACAGAAGAAUACAAAGGUUAUUGCCUCCUCAGUGCAGCAAGGGUCUACUGAGUUUCAGUGUCUACCCCUCGAUUUCUCCUCGUCCGGCGGCAGAACCAACGGAACCGCCUGCAGCAGCCCUCCACGCCUGACAAAGCCAUUCCAUUGCAGGUUCUGUAAUAAAGCCUAUAAUGCUAGGUCGUCAUGCAGGUAUGUCUCGAUUGCCGAAUACUGCUCAACUGCCUGGAUGCUCGUACCGGAGGUGUCCGUCCGCUCCCCGCGGUAUCUCGUUCGCGUGCUUUCUCCGUCCGCAAGAAGGUUGAGAACUCCGACAAGAACGUGA